This is a messenger RNA of Paramuricea clavata, 11984 nucleotides long. The record is from the annotation of a GenBank genome assembly. Lineage: Eukaryota; Metazoa; Cnidaria; Anthozoa; Malacalcyonacea; Plexauridae.
AUGAACAUGUUAUGGAAUUGGUCCUCUCAUCUAUGGUGUUUAGCGUUUUUGGUGUUGUUAUGCAACAGUAUCUCAUUUGGGUAAGUGUGUUAGUAUAUUGUAUCUUGAUAGAUGUACUUAAUCAUUGUAUUGUACACUUGCACUGUGUAAAAAGUAAGAUAUCGUUAUCAAAUAUUGAUCACUAAGUUUAGCGGUGUCAUAUUAAAUACCUAAAUAUUUAAAUUUUGUGAUUUAUCAUGCGCACUUCGGUCGUAUUUAAGUUCUUUUUUGCUUAUCAUCCAACCAUUUUGAUAGUAAUGAUAAUUAUUUCCAAACAAAAUACCAAAAGAGAUACAAAAGACACAAUUACAAGACAAUAGACAACAUCUAUAACACUACCUAUAUUACAUAAAUAUAUCUAUAUAUAAUUUUAUGAUUGUAGAAUGUAGAAGAUCAAAAGUUGCUAAUAUGUCAUAACAGUAUUUGGACCGGCGAAACUUUAAGAAUAUCUGGCAUAGAAAUAACAUAAUGAAAUAGGUCUUGUAAAUUGAAUAACACGAAGGAUUUAAUAAUUUUAUACAAGCUCUCAAUGAAAUUAUUCCUAUUUAUAGGGGUACGAACACUACAUUUCUGCAUGUUAUAUAUAUAUUUAAUGGUUGCGCAGGCGUUUGACUUCGAAACCUAUCAAUUACUUGCCUACGUUGAAGAAAAAAAGUUUUUAAAUUAAUUUUGAAAUAGGAUUACAUGAAUAUUUAUUUGUUUGAUUUCUUCGUUACACAAUUCUCCUGACGUAUGUAGGUUGAAAAAAAGUGUUUAUCUAAUGUAGGAAUAUAGGAUUAAAUGAAAAUUGAACUCUUCGAUUGUUUGUUUCUGAACUGCUUGGAAAAUCUAAAAAUAAACUACGUUUCAAGCGAAGAUUGUCGUCAGGAGUUUGGUAGCUUGGCAUUAAAACAUUGCCCAACCUCACAUUUCGAUUGUUUGACCUGAAUAUUUUACAAUUGACUUCACGCUCGUUGAAAAUAGUGUUUAUGUAACGUGGUAAUGGGAUUGGAACGAAAUCUGAUUAUCUUUUGCCCUUGUUCUUCUUUAGUUUUAAUUAAAAAUUCCACUCGUUGGUCAGAAAGUUUCGGAAUCGAAUCCUCAUGAAUUCAUAGCAAGAAUCCUCCCCCCCCCCCAAAAAAAUAAUUGGGGAUCACAUCUUUCCCCCUAAAAAAUCACAGACUGAUUUGCAAUGACAAAACACAAAAAGUUCCGCACCUAUUUUUUAUCUGAGAGCACUCACACGUGUCAAAAAUUGUUCUUUAACAACGCUUUACAAUUUAUCUUGAGUUCAUGUUGUAAUUAAUACAAACAUUAUAAAUGCAGACUGUGGGCUGUGAACUCGUAUUAGUGAAUUGAUCUAUUGGUAUAGAGCAUUACGAGUCAAGGGCUUCGAUGACAGCGCCCAUCUAUUCUUGCUUUAGGCUCUACAAGUAGAGGAGUAAGAUGUGCUUUUUGAUUACUCCUAUAUUUAUGUAUUUAUAUACACUAUUAUAUACAAACAUACAUAUAAAUAUAUUAUCCAGCUCACUCCCCAACGGGCAACGGGGCUUUUCAGUGACCAAUUACACCAAGUAUUACGCUUACUUGUAUUACCUACUUAGCCUAGACUAAAUAUCUUUACCGAACAAUUGUGAUAUUACUUUCCUAAGUUCCUAACUCUGUUUAUCCACUGUCGUUUAUCCUAACCCACCCUGUCAACUUUCCCUGUGGGAGGAAACCGGAGCGCCCGGAGAAAACCCACGACUUUCGGCAGAGCGUUGACUGACUCUUCACAUGAGUCCGUAGCGAGAAUCAAACCCACGUUCUCAGAGACAAAAAGCGCUUGACUGACGAUUACGCCACCGACUGAGUCCCAAUAUUUGGUGUGUAGAACCCCUGCUUAAAAUAGUCUUGCUAAAUGCGGGUGGGUAUUUAAUUUUGAUAAUCGUAAUAACAAAAAAAAAGAGAAAGACACGGGCAUCUCCAGUUAGUGUUUAGUCGAGCAGAUUCUACUUAAAAAUUGGGCAAUUUUCUGGGCCUGCCCGCCACGGUUAUAAUGUAUAUUGGUCAUGAUAUUAAUGCUGAGAUAUUAUUGUUUAGUCAGAGAAGCUGACAGAUUGAAGUUUAUUUCAUUAAAUGUAAAUUCCAUAAAGUAGAGGAUUUUUCGAUGUAUCUUGAAGAAUGAAAUCCAAUUUAUCGUUUUAAGAUUGAGUUUGUAUUUCCCCGCGACUGUAUAGAAGAUGUGUUCCUUCUAUAGUUGCUUUAUAUCUAUCAAUGUUUCCAUAGUGAUAAUGUCGGGCAAUUUCCAUCAACGUCAGUUCUUCCGCCUGUACGUCUAUGGAAAGAGGAAGGCCAGUGUUGAAAGUCGUGGGUUUUCCCCGGCUACUCCGGUUCGUUCGGAGAAAAUUGGUAUGGGGUGGGUUAGGAUAAAUAUAGACCCAUCGACUAACGCGUUCCUGUUGCCAGCCAAUUCACUCACAAAUAUAAUUUAAUGCUUUGGUUACGUACUAUUUAAAACACGAGCAGGAGGCGAGGGUUUUAAAUGGCUUAAAAAACGACACAUCUGAUGAGUUCAUUGGCGAAGUGACUUUUAAAAUAAACGUUUUCUAAGCCGAGAAAAUCAAAGCUAAAGUUUAUGUAAAUUAACAUGAUUUUUUUAUCACGUAUAAAACCACGACACGGCAGUGAUUUCGUUUGUAUUUUCGAUGAUUUAUUAAUUAGUUUUUAAGUACUAUUUAAAAUAGUGCCAGACUGCCAGUGGUAACUAUAUUUAGCAUGUGAGUAAUCCAAAAUAUAAAAGUGUGAAUUAGCUAGGUGGCAUAGUAUUGUUUUGAAGAUAAAUUCAUGCUUUAGACUAAGUACGUAAAAUGUGUAAGCCCUAGAAACCCCUGAAUAAAUAGGAACAUUAUAUCUGUAAUCUGUAUAUUCCGUAGUUUAUGGUAUUUAAGAAACUUUCUUUCGUAAUCGAGUUCAAAAUCACCACACUAAUUAUUAUAUGGCAAUUACUAGAUAGUAUACUUCAAAAUAAGGUUUCCGUUUUUAUAUCAAUUUUUAAAAUAAGUUAGGUUAGGUUAGGGGUAGGGUUAGGAUUUAGGGGUAGGGUUUAGGGGUAGGGUUUAGUUUUGCGUUAGGAUAGUUUUUUCUACGUUAUAAAAAUGGAAACCUUAUUUUGAAGUAUACUAUCUAGCAAUCACCCUUUUUAUAUCAAGCUCCAAAGAUAUAGCACGAUAUAACUGUUUAUCUAUCUUUUAGGAAUGAAAUCAGACCGAGAAGGAAUCGUCUUAAUGAAGUGCAAAAUCCCACCAGUAAAUCACCUUCGGGAAUAUGGGAAUCCGAAGAAAAUAGGAAAACAAAGACUUCGACACUUUGUAUGAAUCGAGCUUUGAACGCAAAGCAAAUGAAAUUGUGUUUAAAAUUCCCUCUACAAGUUGCCGCAGCGUUUCGAGCUUAUCGCGAGGCGGUUAAGGAAUGCCAGUACCAGUUUCGUGAUGGACGUUGGAACUGCGAUUCACUUGUGAGCAUGCGUGGCCAAACAAUGCAGCCGUUGGUGACGAAAUUUAUGACCAGAGGUACGGAGCGGUAAUGAGUUUAGUUUUUGUCAUAAUUUGGCUCGUUAUUCUUGGCUGAAUAAAUAGGAAGACAGAAGAUAAGGAGUGAUGGAAUUAAGCUUAUGGAAGAGAUGAUGACGCAAGAGAUCAAAUUACAUGAAGUUCAAACAAAAGAUUUUGAUCAACUCUGACGAAGCCACUAAACUCACACUCAAAGAGUGGAAGUUCAAUCUGAGCUUCCCUUGAGUGUCAGUGCUAUUUUUGAGUAGCUGGAGGGUUAAUAGUCACAUAGUAAUGUACAACACUCACCCUCCAGCUAUUCAAAAACAGCACUGACACUCAAGGGAAUCUCAGAUUGAACCUCCAUUCUUUGCGUUAGUCAUGAUCUAAUGUUUCGACAUUCCAGUCUAGUUGUCUUCGUCAGAGGAUCAAAAUCUAAUGUUUCUACUUCAUGUAAUGUGAUCUCGUGCGUCAUUAUCUCCAUAAUCUUCUUAAUUCCAUCACUCCGUCUCAUCCUCUGUCUUCCUCUGGAUCUUUUUCCUCUAUUUCGCGGCCAGGCCUUCUUGUUUAUUAUCUAUGUAACUCGAUCUCUUACCUUACCCUCCGUAAGUUCAAUCUCUUCAAUAAUCUUAAUUCCGUCACACCAUCUUGUCCUUUGCCUUCCUCUUGAUCGUUUUCUUAUAUUUACCGACCAGGCCUUCUUGUGUAUCAUCUAUGUAACUCGAUCUCUUGCCUUACCCUCCGUAAGUUCAAUCUCUUCAAUAAUCAUAAUUCCGUCACACCAUCUUGUCCUUUGCCUUCCUCUUGAUCGUUUUCUUAUAUUUACCGACCAGGCCUUCUUGUGUAUCAUCUAUGUAACUCGAUCUCUUACCUUACCCUCCGUAAGUUCAAUCUCUUCAAUAAUCAUAAUUCCGUCACACCAUCUUGUCCUUUGCCUUCCUCUUGAUCGUUUUCUUAUAUUUACCGACCAGGCCUUCUUGUGUAUCAUCUAUGUAACUCGAUCUCUUGCCUUACCCUCCGUAAGUUCAAUCUCUUCAAUAAUCAUAAUUCCGUCACACCAUCUUGUCCUUUGCCUUCCUCUUGAUCUUUUUCUUAUAUUUACUGACCAGGCCUUCUUGUGUAUCAUCUAUGUAACUCGAUAUCUUGCCUCAUUCCCCCUAAAUCCGAUAUCUCCUCCAUAAUCUUCUUAAUUCGAUUACUCCAUCUCAUCCUCUGUCUUCUUCUUCUGACAGAUUCCUUCCAUGAUCUCUUAACUCAUUUUCUAUGGUCCAUUAUUAUGGUCCACAUUAUCAUUCAGCUCACUCCCCAUUGGGGCUUUUCAGUGACCGAUUACAUCAAGUAUUACGCUCAUGUUACUUAGGCUACACGGCAAAAAACGCCGAGCCCGUUGUUCAACAGGGCUGAACAAUGUUUUGCUGCCCACGUUGUUCACACUUGUCAACAAUAUUGAACAAUGUUGUUGAGCCUGAAUCGGGUGUAACAAUGUUGUUCAAUAUUGUUGACAGCUAUGAACAAUGUGGGCAGCAAAACAUUGUUCAAUCCUGUUUUCAUCAGUAUUGCAUCAACCUGAGCGUUUUUACGCGUGUAGACUAUUUAGAGGUAUUCGUUCCUAACUGUGUUUAUCCUAACCCACCCUGUCAACUUCCCUGUGGGAGGAAACCGGAGCAGCCAGAGAAAACCCACGACUUUCGCCAGAGCGUUGACUGACUCUUUUCACAUGAGUCCGUAGCGAGAAUCGAACCCAGGACCUCAGAGGUGAAGGGCUGUGCAGUGUCUACUCCAGAUUUUCUUCUAACCCCCUUCCUUCUAAUUUGUUCUCAGAGUGAUAUUCCUUCUAUUCGUCCAAUUCUCUAUCGAUCCUAAGUUUUGGGGCCAAAGUUUCCUGCCGAGCUCACUGCUAUAUUCUUCCUAAUAAAUUAUUUUCUGUGACUGUUAGCUUUGUGUAAUGCCCUAAAAUUUUCUGCCGAGCUCACUGCUAUAUUCUUCGUAAUAAAUUAUUUUCUGUGACUGUUAGCUUUAUGUAAUGCCCUAAAAUUUUCUGCCGAGCUCACUACCAUAUUCUUCCUAGUAAAUUAUUUUCUGUGACUGUUAGCUUUAUGUAAUGCCCUAAAACAUUUCCUGCCGAGCUCACUGCUAUAUUCUUCCUAAUAAAUUAUUUUCUGUGACUGUUAGCUUUAUGUAAUGCCCUAAAAUUUUCUGCCGAGCUCACUGCUAUAUUCUUCCUAGUAAAUUAUUUUCUGUGACUGUUAGCUUUAUGUAAUGCCCUAAAAUUUUCUGCCGAGCUCACUACUAUAUUCUUCCUAACAAAUUAUUUUCUGUGAUUGUUAGCUUUGUGUAAUGCCCUAAACAAUUUUCUGCCAGCUAAGCCAGGUCUGAAAAUUUCCUGGGAUCUUAUAUGCCAGAAUCCUAUCGUGGUUCCUAACCCACUGGGGCCGGUUGUUCAAAGGUUGGUUAGCGCUAACCCUGGGUUAAAAUUUAACCUGCUGUUUUAGUUUGUGUAUUUCUGCACGUCUGUUUAUUUCAAAACUUCAGAGAAGUAAUCUCCUAUCGAUCCAGACAAGAUAUCUGAAGAAACGUUUCCAAAUUUAUAGACAAACUGUCAAGGAGUUUGCUUUGAAUUUUGGGUUAACCUAGGGUUAAGCUAACCCAGCUUUGAACAACUGGUCCCAGGUUCGUUUCUGCGGGUUUUUACUGUUGUACAUGUAAAGUGUGGUUGUUUCUAGUAAAACUAACGCAGCUUGUUUUUCUAGGUUUCAAAGAAGUGGCGUUUGUUCAAGCCUUGGUUGCAGCAUCCGUUGCCAAAGCUGUUUCCCUCGACUGCGCCCGGGGGGUGAUGUCCUCCUGUGAUAAAAUCGGCUCAAAAAAACGCCGUUCCAAGAAAGAUUACGUCAAUUACAACGAGGCAAUAGCGCACGGGAUAUAUUUUUCUGAGAAAUUCUUAAAUUCUGGACAAAGUAGCCACGACGUUCAAGGCAUGGUCAGCAGGCAUAACUUCAGAGCUGGACGCUUGGUAGGGAAACAGAUUUCUUUUUCAACGUUUUUUCGAGUUUAAUAUAGUACGAGUACUUGAUUAUAGUAGAUUACUUUUCUUCAUUAAUUUUGCCAUUUGAAGAUCGUGAUCUAAUAUUACCCUUGUGAAUUUACUUUCUUUUAUUAUUAGCAGUUGAUCAAUUGAUAAAUAGGUGUAUUAAUUAAUUCAUCGACUGACUGAUUGAAUUAAUUAACUGAUUUGUUCACUAAUUGCAUUCAUUUUCUAAUGAUUUGAGUGAAGGAUUUUGGGGUGUCCCAAAAAAACUGCACGCUGUUUGAUUUCAUGUAACGUACAAGCUGUAAAAACUAUCGCCAUGAGAUAAAGAUCAUUGCAUUCAGAAAGGACUAACUUAGAUUUUGAUAUAUUGCAUUUGAAUUUACAUGACUGCGCUAUUGAUGUUUGAACGUUGAACUACCGUUUUUGAAAAUGCCAAAAAUUAGCAUAAAACCAGGCCUUAAAAUAUCUCUUACAGGGCCGUCUGACAAAAUGUCCGGUGACGUUGAGUUUGGGUCGGACAUAUGUCCGAUGACCUUCAGUUCAGUUUUGGCUCGGAAAUAAGUCUGAAUGACACAAAUGAAUAAACGGUAAAUGUUGUAAAGGUAUUAAAAAAUUUGUUUCUUUCAUACUUAUUUCCAAGCCAAAAUUAACUUGCUUGCCAGAACAGCAGUGUUAAAAAAAGACUUCGACAACUUAAGCCAGUUUUCCACUUCACCAUUUCGCUCGCCGCCCCGCGCUCGACUACGUUAAAACAACAUUUCCAGUUCACCUUUUAUACAAUAGUACUCUGAUUUUCCAUUUAACAUACAAGCCUCUAGUCGUGGGCUAGGCUACAUUUUGAUUUACGUCGGACAAAGCUAUACAGUUCGGUCGGACACCAAUUCACUUGGGUCGGACAAACAAUAAACCUCAGUUUCACUUUGGUCGGACAGAAAGUCCGGUGGUUUCCUCUCUACGUCGGACAAUUUCACGAAUGGGUCGGACAAUGUCCGUGGCCGACCGAUAUUUUAAGGCCUGUAAAACAACCUUAUGAUUACCGAUCUAGUCAUACUUGUUAAAUAAUAUUUUUAUUUUGGUUUUAUCUCGCUCAAUAUUGCAUGUAAAUUUAAGUGUUAUAUAUCGAAAUCUAAGUUAGUCCUUUCUGAAUGCAAUGAUUUUUAUUUCAUUGCGAUAGCUUUUAUAGCUUUUACGUUACAUGAAAUCAAACAAUGUCCAGUUUUUUUUGGGACACCCAGUAGUUUGCUCAAACAUUUUUUUAUUUGUUUGAUAUUUCAUUGAUUAAGCUCAUUGAUUCUGUGUAUUGUUUCUUCGUUUGCUAAUUGUCUCGGUUGAAUUUCCAGGUAUUCAUGAACACGUUGAAAACCAUGUGUAAAUGCCAUGGAUUGAGCGGCGCUUGCACUGCAAAGACCUGUGUCAAAACAGCUUCAGGAUUACGUCUGAUUGGAAACGCCGUCAAAACUAUCUUCAAUAAUGCAAAAAAAGUUGAACCGGAGAACCAGCGAAGAGAGGGCUUGAAACUGGUGCUCGUGGAUGCUCCGACGAAGACCGAGAACUCUCCGAGGUUCGGGAAAGCUCCGAAGGAAGUCCGGGAAACCCCGACGAAGAGCGAACUUUUAUACACCGAGAACUCACCUUCAUUCUGUGAACGCGAUGAUACACUAGGGACUCUUGGGGUUUCUGGUAGGAUAUGUAGCAAGAAUACCACGGAUGUCAAUAGUUGUAGGUUGUUGUGUUGUGGACAGGGGUAUAAUGAAUUUUGGAUGCAAGAGGAACGUCAAUGCGAGUGCAAGUUUAAAUAUUGUUGUUCUGUCCAGUGUAAGAAAUGUAGUAGGCGAAUAUUAAUAGCUAAAUGCAGAUAGGAUCCUCAUGUUUCGCUCAUGAAUAUAUUUCUCUUUCAACUUGACCUCAAUCAAAACCUUGUUCCUAAGGCUGGCUGUACAGUGUACACAUAGCCUAGCCAAGGGAAGAUGGCUGUGAAACUCAUUAAAAUAACAAUAUAACUCAUUAUCUAUGUUAGUCAACGUUUAUUCAUAAAUCUGGUCCUUCACCGUCACGUGUGUAUUGUAUUUUUACCAAAUCUACCAAUAGCAAUGUUUUAGCGGAAAGUUGUCUAUCCGUGACGCGAACAAUAGCGAAAUUGCUAUUGGUAGAUUUGGAAAAAAUACAAUACACACGUGACGGUGAAGGACCAGAUUUAUGAAUAAACGUUGACUAACAUAGAUAAUGAGUUAGAUUGUUAUUCUAAUGAGUUUCACAGCCAUCUUCCCUUCCGGAUAGGCCAUGGUUUACACUAUCAAAGUUUCUGUGCUCACCAUAGGAAUUUUGCGUCAGUAAAUUAAAUUUACUUAAUGUUUUUGAUGUUAAUCUGAGUAUCCACACCAGGCAGGCUGAAAAGUUAACCUGACCACGGUGGGAAUCGAACCCACGACCUUUGGGAUACUAGUCCAAUGGCAAUGCUCUGCCAACUGAGCUACGAGGCCAAGUCUGUUCGAGUGUGUGGUAUUUCGGAACUAAGUCUAGUAUCUUCGAUACUAAUGUGUUCUAUGAUCAUGCUCAUAGGAUCUAGGGUGUGUUCUAUGAUCAUGAUCAUAGGAUCUAGGGUGUGUUCUAUGAUCAUGAUCAUAGGAUCUAGGGUGUGUUCUAUGAUCAUGAUCAUAGGAUCUAGGGUGUGUUCUAUGAUCAUGAUCAUAGGAUCUAGGGUGUGUUCUAUGAUCAUGAUCGAAGGUACUAGACUUAGUUCCGAAAUAACCAUGAUCAUAGGAUCUAGGGUGUGUUCUAUGAUCAUGAUCAUAGGAUCUAGGGUGUGUUCUAUGAUCAUGAUCGAAGGUACUAGACUUAGUUCCGAAAUACCACACACUCGAACAGACUUGGCCUCGUACUGCUCCGUUGGCAGAGCAUUGAACUAGUAUCCCAAAGGUCGCGGGUUAGAUUUCCACCGUAGUCAGGCAAACUUUUCACUGAGCCUGCCUGGUGUGGAUAUACACCCAGAGUAACAAAAAAAACACAUUAUAUUCACCUGAGUACAUAACAUCAAAACAUGCACACAAAUUUGCUUAAUUUUCAACACUGAGCAAACUUUACCUAUGCAAAAUUCCUACUGUGAUCACAGAAACUUUGAUAGUAUAAGCAUGCCUUAAGUCCUGACUCUCAUGGUUUCGUGAAAUGAGAAUAUAACCCAGAUUCUGCUCGUGGUAGCCAACCCAAACCCUAUUACGUGCGGAACACGAGGAUAUAAACAGAAUUUUGAUAGACGCGAUGAAGAUACUAUUAUAAUGAAUUGGUUUGCUUUUUAAUUCUGUAUAAAAUGCUGUGUAUAUAGAUAUUGAAUAUAUUUUAGCAGAACUAUUAAUUUAUUUAAAUUAUUUUAUAAUAUGCGAUCGACAUAUGAGAAAGCUCUGCGACGCGAUAUUAUAUUAUUGUGGAAAAUGUAAUUUUUCUUCAUAUUAUUAUACAUUUUAAAUAUUUAUUUUAUAUAUCGAUAUUAUUUUUAUUAUAUAUUAUUAUAAGUCAAUAUUAAGAAAUCUGUAAAAUAGAUACUCGUGAUUUAUUUUUAUUAUAUUAAAUUAUUAAAACGUUGACAUUUUUUGACGAUGGUAGAGUCAAACUGGAAGCACUCUUCUCACUGAGAAGAGUUCUCACUGAGACGAAAUGCAGACAAUUUGCAGGAAUCUGAAGUCUGAACCCCAGUCACCAAGAGGGGAAAUGCACAUAGUACCAUUCGUGUUUUAUCACAUAUAAAACACUCCGCUACGCGUCGUGUUUUAUAUGUGAUAAAACACUCCUACUCGUUUAUUAAACAGCUUCAAAAACGUCCCAGUUAGAUCACGGCAUUGGCGAAAUAAUUUUCCAAAAAGAAAAUACAAGUUGAAAUUUGAAGCGUGUUUUAUCACAUAUAAAGACACGCCACGCUUAUGAUUUCUCUUUGUGUUUUCCUCAUGAAUUAUUAAUGAGUUUUUGAACAACACUUAAAGAAUAUUCUCACCACAUACAGAACAAAACGGGAAUUAAAACUAAACGAUAAAUACACAGACACAGUUGACAAUCAUGUUGUUGAAAAGGUCAUUUCAAUAUAUUACAGGAAACAUCGAAAAUAGAUCAGUGCACUGUUUGAAAGGCGACUCCUGUCAGUUUCCGGUGGGGAGUAUAGAAUGAUAUAAAUGGUAUGUAAAUUUUUAUAAUCAAUUUAUUAUACACUUAAAGGCUGGUUCACAGCAGUAGAAAUUUUGCAUAGCCAGAUAAAUUCUCUAAGUUUGAAGGAUUUGCAAGAAAUUGUGGAGGGAAGAAUUUCUUACAAAUCCUUCAGAACUUAGAAUUUACCUUUGCAAUAACAAGAACUCUGAUAGUGUAUUAAAACCAGCCUCGAGUCAGUUCAACUAAUGACUUUUCUUUUUUUUUUACCUGUUUUUCCGCUUUUUUGUGCACAGUAGAGUAAGGGAUAUUAUAUAGAGGUUCAUAUUUGACAAGGUUCUGACUUAAUGGGUAUAUAGUGUCAAAAGGUUGCAAUCUUUCAAUUACAGAGGAUGUUAUACGGUAGUAAUUAAGGUAAUUUAGAAUCAUAGCAACUUCGAGGGGGUGAUGCCCUAUGGCUUCGCUUUACGUAUAUUUCUCAAUUAUGUUCAAUCAUUUUUAUGUUGAAGUUCAAAUUCAGCACAACUAAAGUUUGGUUUACACAAUCAAAAUCUCUGUGAUCACAGCAGGAAUUCAGUUGCAUAGAUGAAUUGUUGAUGGAUUUCUAAGAAAUGUUUAAAGGAACUGACUAAUAUAAGUGUUAAACACUGAGUAUGUUCCUCAAACAUUUCUUAGAAUUAACCCAUGCAAAAUUCCUACUGUGAUCACAGAAACGUUCAGAGUGUAAACUAGCCUUAGGCUUAGACUUCACAAUCGCCUCCACAGGUUCAAGGUCCCUUGAAACCUAUCCAACAUGUUGGAACAACAUGAUCAAACAUUGUCAGAUGCAUUCUUGAGUUUGAACAUUAUGUUAUGCUUGGUAAUGUUGCAGGUUGAUGUUCGAAUUAGAUAUUAGAUCACAACACUGAUGUAUUGACCUACAAUGUUGAACAAUGAUGAAAUCAGUGCUUUGAACAGGUCUUAUAUAAAUUUGUGAUGCCAUAACUUUCUUUCCAGUUUAGUGUAACACUGUCUUACAGUUAGCGUGAGGCCUAAAGAUUAAGCGAAUUUAAGUUGGCGGCGUUUUUUUGGAUCCACCCUGUGAUAAAUUGUCUUCAGGGUAUAAAAGGUUAUCAAAAAUGUAUCUUGUCGUUAAAAAUAAUCUGACCCACAAGGUUAAUCCUGAAGCUUUAGAAUUUGAUAGCAAUAAAAUAAAACGUCUUUCAAUUUUUUAUACCCCAAUUACGGCAGCACCCUUGUGGGCUAUAUCUGAAGAUUACAACCAAUUUUCCCAUAAUUAG